Olea europaea var. sylvestris is the source of this 2095-nucleotide messenger RNA. Its product is annotated as very-long-chain 3-oxoacyl-CoA reductase 1-like. The transcript has 3 exons. Gene Ontology annotation, molecular function: ketoreductase activity. The record is from RefSeq and is a predicted model, not a curated record. Bases 247 to 1209 code for a protein of 320 amino acids. Gene Ontology annotation, cellular component: endoplasmic reticulum. Lineage: Eukaryota; Viridiplantae; Streptophyta; Magnoliopsida; Lamiales; Oleaceae.
AUCAGCAAUUUAUACAACUGUAUAAAUUCCACAACUGUUUCUGCCUACCUAUCAAUAUUUUCCAAAUAAUGUAGGCACCACCACUCACACAGGAAGUAGUAUAUAUUUGCACUUGCUUCCUCGUUUGCACAACCCACAUGCAAUAAAAAUAAAUUAGCAAAGAAUCCAAGCCUUUUGUUGUAUUUUUAGUACUGUUUCACUCUCCUAGAAAUUAACUCCAUCAAAUUCUUAGAUCCGUCGUAAUUCAUGGCGGAGUGCAUAUUAGAGCAGCUCAAAUCCCAGCCCACAUGGCUGCUUCCGCUUCUAACACUCGGUGUUUUAUCACUUUUCAAAUGUUUAUUCUCCAUUCUGAAAUGGGUCUACGUGAAUUUCCUCCGGCCCGGGAAGAAUCUCAAGAAAUACGGAUCUUGGGCUCUGGUCACUGGCCCUACUGACGGAAUAGGCAAAGCCUUUGCUUUUCAGUUGGCCCGGAAAGGGCUGAACCUGAUUCUUGUGGGUCGGAACCCGGAUAAGCUCCGGGAAGUUUCGGACUCGAUCAAGUCCAAACACGGGUCAACACAAAUCAAGACAGUGGUGGUUGAUUUUUCGGGUGAUUUGAAUGAUGGUGUAGGAAGAAUUAAAGAGACAAUUGAAGGACUGGAUGUUGGGGUUUUGAUUAAUAAUGCUGGGAUUUCUUAUCCUUAUGCGAGGUUUUUCCAUGAGGUGGAUGAAAAUUUGUUGAAUGAUUUGAUUAAGGUUAAUGUUGAGGGUACUACAAAGGUUACUCAUGCUGUUUUACCUGGGAUGUUGAAUAGGAAAAAGGGGGCUAUUGUUAAUAUAGGGUCAGGUGCUGCCACUGUUAUACCUUCUGAUCCUCUUUAUGAUGUUUAUGCUGCCUCCAAAGCAUAUAUUGAUCAGUUCUCGAGAUGUCUCUAUGUGGAGUACAAGAAAAACGGGAUUGAUGUGCAGUGUCAGGUUCCCUUGUAUGUGGCAACAAAAAUGGCAUCCAUCAAACGUUCAUCCUUCUUCGUACCAUCUACAGAUGGUUAUGCUCGGGCUGCUCUUCGUUGGAUAGGCUAUGAACCGCGCUGCACGCCGUACUGGGCCCACUCUCUUCUCUGGGGUUUGCUGUAUUCCUUGCCAGAGUCAAUUGUCGAUGCUUGGCGUCUGAAGUUCUGCCUUGGAAUUAGGAAGAGAGGACAACUCAAGGACUCGAGGAAGAAGGAAUAGAAGCUUUGUUAUAAUCUCUCUGUGUGUGUGACCUUCUGCAAGGAUUUAUUCAUUCGAGGAUGAUGCCUGAGACAUGGGAAAUUCGAGGAAUUGAAUUCGAAACUGGAAAAAGUUUUAUCAUUUUACUGAUUUAAUGUACUUGUCUUGUUACGAAAUCAUAUAUGAGUUGGGGGGCAAAAAUUGCAUUUUUCUUUUAAACUUGUUUAAGCAUGCGAGUUUUCCUUUUGUUGUACGUCCUCGAGGCAAUUGAGGAUUAUUUGAUUUGGGGAAAAAAUGAAAAUCCAGGCCUGGGCCUGGCUCCAACCGGAACAUAAUAUGGUCAUUGACAUUGGCCAUAGACUAGCAUGGACUGGACCUGUCUGGAUUACAUGCCGUCCUGGUUAGCAGGCUGACUCUAGCAUGCUGCAAGUGGGCAAUUUUGUUCAGGUUAUACUCCUGAUGCCCUUUCAGGAGAGGUGGACUGGCGGAAUCUGCAUAAUCUAGGCAAAGCGUUGGAAAUCUUCUCUUCAUCUGAGCAGGGUGCAAUCGGUGUGCAAUAUUGCCCCUGUUGUUUUUGAAGUCACUGCUGGUCACUAGGAGGACCAGACAUUGGCUUUUAUAUACUUUUGGAGUAUUGAGAUGAAUAUUCACCCGUUGUUUGUGAGUCUUGACUACACCUAUCUUAUGCCCUGACUCACCUUUUGUGGCCAAAAACUUGUGUUCUCAGAGCUUUCUGAAGCAGCCAUUCUGAGUAUGGGAUGUUGAACGAGACUCGAAACACUAGUUAAAUAAAAUUUAUGAAUUCCUCUAAUGUAAGGCUGAAAAUCGAUCUAGAACAAUUAUGUAGAAACUAUUUGGAUCGAAAAAUCCAUGGAUUGGGUAUUAUUUCCGGCCGUUGACGAUAUUU